AUGGCUGAAGUAUUCGAAUCUAACUUUUCAAUUCGUUCUAUAUUAUCGGACACAAAGUCCUCUUUGGAGAUAGAGAGUAAUACUUCGACGGAAGAAUGGGCCAUAAGUUCAUGUGAUAUUACUUCUUCAGAUGAAACAUUAUCGGAUGAAUCUACAUUCACUAAUGAGAAACCAGCGUAUACAUAUAGUUCACUGAUUGUUAUGGCCAUACGUAGCAGUCCUGAUAAACGUUUAACAUUGGGCGGGAUAUGUGAGUGGAUAGCUAAUAACUUUCCGUACUAUCAAAAUAACAGAAACAAGUGGCAGAAUUGCAUUCGGCACAAUCUAAGCUUGAAUAAAUAUUUUGUGCGAAUACCUCGAGCGUUAGAUGAUCCAGGACGCGGUCACUAUUGGGCAAUAGAUCCAUCAGCGGAAGACGUAACUAUUGGGGAAACCACUGGCCGCUUACGUCGGAAUAAUAAUUCAACGUUAAAUGAUUCAAGAGCAAUUUUACAUUGCGGUGGUGGUUACUCGUACGGACAUCCUUAUCACCAAAGCAACACAAUACCGUUUAUAACUCUCAUUACUCUCCAAACGCUGUUAGGUGGGAAGUACCAAACAACAAGUGUGAAUCUUAAGAAAUGUCGUUGUGGAUUCGUUGGACCUGGUCUCUAA
This is a messenger RNA of Teleopsis dalmanni, 654 nucleotides long. RefSeq names its product fork head domain transcription factor slp1-like. Bases 1 to 654 code for a protein of 217 amino acids. Gene Ontology annotation, molecular function: DNA-binding transcription factor activity; sequence-specific double-stranded DNA binding. The transcript is spliced from 2 exons. The record is from RefSeq and is a predicted model, not a curated record. Gene Ontology annotation, biological process: regulation of transcription by RNA polymerase II. Gene Ontology annotation, cellular component: nucleus. NCBI's taxonomy places the organism in Eukaryota, Metazoa, Arthropoda, Insecta, Diptera, Diopsidae.